UCCGGUAGAGUGAUAAUCGUUUCCGCUACAGGUUUCAGGUAUUUUCUGACGUAUAUUCUGCGUCAGACAACUGCAUAUGCCGCAUUAUUUUCGUUGUCUUUCGUCUUCUACUUGUCGUCUUCUUGUCUCGCCCCGGGGAUUGAUGACCGGCGUGCACAGCUCUUUGGAAAUAAGACACGGAAAUGACAUGCCGGUAAAACCGGAAUAACGCUUCAACUCAGGACCCUCUCUCCGCUCCACUCUCCGUAUCUCUGUCCAGCCAUUCGAACAGCAGAGGGAACGGGUCUGUUACGCUGAUCGGGAAUACUACAGCCGUGAAUCCAGACGGCUCCUUCGUGUCGGUCCAGCCGAGGAAACGAGUCACCUUGACCGUGUAAAGAGACUGCCGGGGGGGGACGCAGCAGAGACCGCAUGACCUUGUGGGCUGCUGAUCGUCCUCAUUAAAGGAGAUUUAUCCAUCGACACGGACACCGGCCACAGUCAUGGAGAUCCUCACUCAUCUCUUCAACGACACGGUUGAGUUCUACAAAUGGAGUCUCACUAUUGCAGACAAGAGGGUGCAGAAAUGGCCCCUGAUGGACAACCCCCUGCCCACCUUGGCCAUCAGCAGCUCCUACCUGCUGUUCCUCUGGCUGGGGCCCAAGUACAUGAAGAACCGGGAGCCCUUCCAGCUCCGCAAGACCCUCAUCGUCUACAACUUCAGCAUGGUCUUCCUCAACUUCUUCAUCUUCAAAGAGCUCUUCAUGGCGGCCCGGUCUGCUAGCUACAGCUAUAUCUGCCAACGCGUCGACUAUUCAGACGACCCCAAUGAAGUCAGGGUGGCUGGGGCGUUGUGGUGGUACUUCGUCUCCAAGGGGGUAGAGUACCUCGACACGGUGUUCUUCAUCCUGAGGAAGAAGUUCAACCAGGUCAGCUUCCUCCACGUCUACCACCACUGCACCAUGUUCACCCUUUGGUGGAUCGGCAUCAAGUGGGUGGCCGGGGGACAGUCAUUCUUCGGUGCACACAUGAACGCAGCCAUCCACGUGCUGAUGUACCUGUAUUAUGGGCUGGCCUCCUGCGGACCCAAGAUCCAGAAAUACCUGUGGUGGAAGAAGUACCUGACCAUCAUCCAAAUGAUCCAGUUCCACGUCACCAUCGGCCACACGGCGCUCUCCCUCUACGUGGACUGUGACUUCCCCCACUGGAUGCACUACUCCCUCAUCUGCUACGCCAUCACCUUCAUCGUGCUCUUCGGCAACUUCUACUACCAGACCUACCGCCGCCAGCAGCCCCGCCGCGACGCCUCCUCCUCCUCCUCCUCCACCUCCUCCGCCUCCAGGGCGGGCAAAGCCCUGGCCAACGGGACCUUCAACGGCCUGAGCAGCAAGGCCGCAAACGGAGCCUCGGCAGCGGGUAGAGGAGAGGACAGCAAGCCCCAGGAGAACCCGGGCCGCAGGAAGAGGAAAGGAAGGGCCAAGAGGGAUUAGGAGGAGAGGGUCGGAUGAUGGGGAUGAUGAUGAUGAUGAUGAUGAUGAUGAUGAUGAUGAAGAAGACGAUGAUGAUGACGACGAAGAGGCCGCGCCUGUUGGGUCCCUCCCCUCAGUUGUGAGUUUGGGAAAACAACGAGAGACUCUAAUUGGAUGAAGAGGCGGAGGGGUUGGAUGGAUGAAUGGAUGGAUUUACUGGUGGAUGAAUGAAUGGAUGGGCUAACUGUUGGAUAGAUGAAUGAAUGAAUGGAUGCGUUUACUGGUGGAUAGAUGGAUGGAUGGACAGAUGGAUUUACUGGUGGAUAGAUGGAUGGAUGGAUGAAUUUGGUAAGGUUAAAUGUGCCAUUUUGAGCUGAGUUUCUUUAGAUGUGAGAUGCGUCUUUGCGCUUAUCCGAGUAACACUUAGCAAGGAAAAGAGGGGAACGCAGUUAUGAUAAAAUGACCUUUAACAGAAAUACUCCAUAAUCAAGAGGUUUGUGGUUGAGGUCAUAUCAAGGUAGUGUUUCUCUCUGAGAAAGAUGAUUGGAUGGGGAUUAGAAUUUACUCUUGGAUAAAGCCAGGGUUUAUUUGCUUAUCUGGCUUGCUUGGAAAGCAUGGUGAAGAAGUUCUAUUACAACCUGCAACAGAUCCAACAGUGAAAGUACUGCAAAACAUAGCAUAACCACAAGUAAAGUCUCUCUCUCUCUCUCUCUCUCUCUCUCUCUCUCUCUCUCUCUCUCUCUCUCUCUCUCUCUGUGUCUCUCUCGCUCUCUCUCUCUCUUAGAUUGUAUGUAACUUAACUCGCACAUAUGCAUAACCAUAACCAUAACCUUAUUGCAUUAUAUAAUUUUGUACAGUGCAUUUACAUUAAUAUCUUCUUAAGAGAAAGAAUUUGAGGUCAGCGAGACUAGGCCAAUAGUAUCCGUGUGUGUGUGUGAGUGUGUGUGGGAGAGAGAGAGAGAGAGAGAGAGAGAGAGAGAGAGAGAGAGAGAGAGAGAGAGAGAGAGAGAGAGAGAGAGAGAGAGAGAGAGAGAGAGAGAAAGAGAGAGUUUACAUAGUCCAAUCAAACUGAAAUUCCUGCUGCAAUUGACAAGACGUCCAGCCCUAUUCGUCCCUUCCCCUCGACACCGAUCAAAUGGGCGAUCUCCAACACGGGGGUGUCAACCGAUGUACGACUCAAGACUCUGAUUCCGAACUAUCUGACGUUCUCUCGUCGCCGCUUGGAAACGGAACCAUCCCCUCGAUUCAUCCGGUCCACUGGCGGCCUUUUAGGAUUCAAACGUAUCUUCCUCAACCCAUCCCCCAUGGUUGAUUUUUAUACUCGUCUCUCUGUCUGCCCAAACGCGUUUUUCAUGUAGAAUCGAAAUGACUUUGGAAGAUGAGCUUUAUACCCACGUUGUCCGUGAAGAUGGUUUUUAUCCUAUAGAGGCUUGAAAUGGGUUACUUGUCCAGUCUGUGUUUGUUCUACUAUCGUCUGCCUGACAUCCUGUGGUGAUCGAUCGACUUUGUGGCUGGGCCUGUUAGGAGCUGAGAGGAGGAAUCCUAGUGCAAGCAACCCCACAACCAGACUUCUCAUUGAAUGGUUAAAUCCUGCUCAGAGACAAAGCUAUCUCUUCAAGAAAAUAAAACUAAUAUAAAGAAUAAUGAUAUUUAGUCAUAGUCUUUCUUGGCGUAAUAGUCAAGAUACAACCCGUGUUAUGUAACAGCCCUGUAUUCGCACCCUGAAAGGUGUUAACGUUUGGUUGAAAUGCCAAAAGAUGGCGUAUCUGCAGUGAACAGCUGAUCAAUAACAUACCAAUAUAUCACAAUCAUAUUUUCUACCUGUGCAGUACAAUGUGUACAAAAAAGUGCUGAGCUCUACUUGUUAUGUCAUUCAUUAAAAUAAUGCUAUUUAUGUUUUUUCUUUAUGUACAAAUAUAUUUUAUGAGAAUGUGCUUGUAUGUGAUAUCAUUUUUUUUUUUUUUGUGGUGUAAAUAAUAUUUUUGGUACAUUAAGCCAUUGGGAUUGUUCCUAGUACAACAACAUGCUUCGACAUGCUAACGUGGCCAUGUAGCUCCUGUGAUUUUUGUUAACUUCUUAAAAAUGUAUUUGAAAAUUAAUUAAACUGAAUGCCUGUGAAAAAA
Molecule: messenger RNA, 3571 nt
Organism: Gadus macrocephalus (Pacific cod)
Lineage: Eukaryota; Metazoa; Chordata; Actinopteri; Gadiformes; Gadidae
Gene: elovl4a
Product: ELOVL fatty acid elongase 4a
Exons: 7
Coding region: 483-1469 (328 amino acids)
Biological process (GO): fatty acid elongation, polyunsaturated fatty acid; fatty acid elongation, saturated fatty acid; sphingolipid biosynthetic process
Cellular component (GO): endoplasmic reticulum membrane; endoplasmic reticulum
Molecular function (GO): fatty acid elongase activity
Source: RefSeq, a predicted model, not a curated record